GGAAGUGCUAAGGAUCAAAAUGGCUUCUAGACUCCCGGCUGAGAUCUGGACCGAGGAGAUCAUUUGCCCGAUUUGUCUGGAUUUCUUCACUGAUCCUGUUAGCCUGGGCUGUGGCCACAACUUCUGUCGCUCCUGUAUCACCCGGAGCUGGGAAAAGCAGGAGAUCAACUGCUGUGCUGUUUGUCAGGAGACAUUUACAGAAAAGAACCUCACAGCCAGUUGGGCCUUGGCGAGUCUAGCAGAGAAAGCUCGAAAAUUGGGCCUGACCCCGACACAGACGGAAAAUAAACUUCACUGUGAGAAACACCGGGCGCAACUGAAUCUGUUCUGUGAAUCUGACAAGAAAGUGCUGUGUGUAGUUUGCAGUCAUGGGCAGGAACACAGAGGCCACAGCUUCCUACCCAUUGAAGAAGCUGUUGAAAUCUAUAAGGAAAAACUUAUAUCCUCCUUAGCUUCUCUCACACAGAGGAAGGAACCUGGUUUACAAGCAGAAGCCAAACAGAAAGAAAAGAUUUCACAACUGAAGGAACAGGUGAACAGUCUGCAGACCCACGUCACGGGUGAGUUUGCUAAAAUGCACCAGAGUCUGACGGACAGAGAGCAGCGAGUGAUGCGAGAUCUCAGACAACGAGAGGAGGAGAUUUUAAAGCGAAUGGAGACAAAUCUGCGAGAGAUUCAAUGCAAAUUAGAUUCUGUUGAACAACAACUCUCCGAGUUACAGACACAGAUGGGAAAAGACGCUCUCACCUUCCUGCAGGAGGAAGCUGCUGUCAAAAGAAGGUAUGAAAUGAUCUUGACCAAACAUUCCAGAAUUGAACCCACAAACCGCCCACAAGGUGCAGUUUCACAUUAUAUUGUGAUCGUGUCUUAUUUCAGGGUCAGUGACGAGGUGUUUGAUCUGUCAGUGUGUGAGGAUGAGCUGCCUGUGGCCAAGUACAAAUGGCCUUUGAAGAACACAGUAUGGAGACAGAUUAUAGACAACAUCAGCCCAGCUCCGCCCUCUCUGACUCUGGAUCCUGACACAGCCCAUCCCAAGCUCAUCCUGUCUGAGGACCUGACCAGAGUGAGACACGGAGACACACGGCAGCAGCUCCCGGACUCCCCAAAGAGGUUUGAUACCUGUCCCUGUGUCCUGGGGUCUGAGGGCUUCACAUCAGGGAGACAUUACUGGGAGGUGCAGGUGGCCAACAAGACUGAGUGGGAUGUGGGAUUGGCCCGAGAGUCUGUCAACAGGAAAGGAGUGAUCGCACUGUCACCAGGGAACGGAUUCUGGGCUGUGACACUGAGAAACGGGGAUGAAUAUAAAGCUCUGACCUCUCCCUCCACUCUCCUGUCCCUGAGGGACAGACCCGGGAAGGUGGGAGUGUUCCUGGACUAUGAGAGGGGAGAGGUGACAUUUUACAACGCCGAUAACAUGUCUCAUCUCCACACUUUCACCCAGAAUUUCACUGAGAAACUCUAUCCUUACUUCAGUCCCAGUUUGAAUUAUGGCGGCAAAAACUCAGAGCCUCUGAGGAUCUGCGGGUGAUAGGCUAAUGAGGAGGAAACCCUCAGCCAUGACCUGUGUUUGUUUGUGAUGGCCACGAGGCUGAAACUUUUAUAAUCUGUGUCGCUAUACAAUAAAGCUUGUGGUUUAUAUUACAGCUUUCA
Messenger RNA from Callorhinchus milii (elephant shark), 1650 nucleotides. Its product is annotated as zinc-binding protein A33-like. Lineage: Eukaryota; Metazoa; Chordata; Chondrichthyes; Chimaeriformes; Callorhinchidae. Gene Ontology annotation, molecular function: zinc ion binding; protein binding. The record is from RefSeq and is a predicted model, not a curated record. The transcript is spliced from 5 exons. The coding region runs from base 20 to 1528 and encodes 502 amino acids.